AGCGCCUUGCUCGUCAGCAUCCCAGACAGCCUUUGUGCUCCUUUGCUCAUGGGGCAGACCCAGCCACACCUGGAAAUAGCCCAUGACCUUUUUAGGGAAGCCGAAGUGGCAUCGUUGACACUUCGCCAUGCUCGCCGGCAGAGAACAGACAUGGAUGAAGUGGCGGAGCGCGUGGCGAGCGUGAUCCAGCACAUGGCGCUUCAGCAUGCGGCUGUAGCAGUGGCAGCUGAUUUGGUUGCCACGGCGCGCGACAAGCUGCUCAUCUUAUGUACAACCUGCGGGCAGCAGUGCCAAAAUCGGGCUGAGACAUAUGUCCACACGCUGGAGACUGGGCACGCAGAGUUCAAGCAGACGCAGCAGGUUGGCUAUUUUGACCGAACCCCACUCCGCAGGACCUGCAAGGCAUGCGGCUAUGCCUGCGCCAAUCGCGCGGAGUCCUGGAUUCACACUGAGGAGACUGGGCAUACCGAGUUCUCAGUCGUGAGGGAUGGCUGUGAGGAUCGGACUCCAAACCCUGCGACCUGCACAACCUGCGGGCAUUCCUGUGCAAACCGUGCAGAGUCAUGGGAGCAUACGGAGGAGACUGGGCAUACCGGGUUCUCACUGGAUCGGACUACAAACCCUAUGACCUGCACGACAUGUGGGCAUGUUUGCGCAAGCCGUGCAGAGUCGCGGGAGCAUACGGAGGAGACCGGGCAUUCGAGGUUCGAGCGCAAAGACGGCGAGCGAGAGGGCAGCGAGGAUCGGACUCCAGACCCUAUGAUUUGCAAGACAUGUGGGCAUUCUUGCGCGAACCGUGCAGAGUCCUGGGAGCACACAGAAGCCACUGGGCACCGGACAUUCUGCGGCAUCGGUGGGAUCAGUGCUUUGAUGGAGAGCCUUGGGUCGCUUCAACAGCUCCAUCUUCAGAAGCUUCAGCUUCAUCAGGCACUGCAUGAUCCGGCGCCUUGCAGAAAUGUCGCCUCUGGGGUGUGACUCGCAAAGCCUCUCCAUGAGCCUUUGGCAUUCGUGGUAAGCUCAGGUUCUGUACCACCAGACUAGCCCGGAGGCUGCCCGUGAGAUCUUGAGGUCGCAAAAGAUGCGGAGAGGCUCCGGUGGACUGGCUGGUGGAGGUAUCUACUUCGCUGACAGCAAGGAAAGGCGCUCGCCCUUUUUGGAAAGCAUUGGCCUUCAUCCAAUGGUGACGCAACAAGCUCUGCAGGAAGCCACCAACAAGAAGGCCCACAAGCGUGGUGUCAUCCUGCAAGCCUCCGCAGCUUGCAACGCAGAUUAGUCAAUCGUGCCAGUCGCUGCCAGUCCUCUUGGUUUGUGCUGGACUACGCCAGUCAUGAGUUUACGUCGGCGCUGGCCAAUACGCUCAAGAGACUUGCAACUAUGCACACACACGCACACACAUGCAAGUCAGUUUGAUGCCACUCUGUAAUUUGGGCACUGCGCUCUUGUGAUAUGCGGUUGAUGCGGCUUCAUUCCGUCAGCCCUGUGACGAGGUCCGGCUUGGCAAAGUGAAGGCGGUUUGUGGCACUGCGUACAACACCACCUUCACGUCCUUGCAGAGCGAAGGGUUCGACUCUGUGAAGGUCUUGGACCGCCCCACUGGCAUAGAAUACGUGGUCUACAGCUGGGACCAAGCCACUCAGCUUGGGCUGCCAACAGAUGAUGUUUCGAUAGGGGCGGAAAACAGAUUGUCAGUGUGA
Effrenium voratum is the source of this 1694-nucleotide messenger RNA. NCBI's taxonomy places the organism in Eukaryota, Dinophyceae, Suessiales, Symbiodiniaceae. The record is from the annotation of a GenBank genome assembly.